Monopterus albus (swamp eel) is the source of this 2585-nucleotide messenger RNA. It is a transcript of the gene klf3, whose product is annotated as Kruppel like factor 3 (basic). Gene Ontology annotation, biological process: regulation of transcription by RNA polymerase II. The transcript has 6 exons. NCBI's taxonomy places the organism in Eukaryota, Metazoa, Chordata, Actinopteri, Synbranchiformes, Synbranchidae. The record is from RefSeq and is a predicted model, not a curated record. The coding region runs from base 292 to 1353 and encodes 353 amino acids. Gene Ontology annotation, molecular function: DNA-binding transcription factor activity, RNA polymerase II-specific; RNA polymerase II cis-regulatory region sequence-specific DNA binding.
GAGACACACAGACACCCACACACAGAGAGACAGAGACCGAGAGAGAGAGAGAGAGAGACACGCACGCACAGAGGCGGUUUCGUAACAUAGGAAAGUUUUGUGGAGCCGCCGAUGUCAGUGACACUGCGGAGCGCUGAGCGUCACCUGCGUCACUUUUUCAGCGGAGUUGUCUAAUUGAGUUUCUGGCUAAGAGGGAACCUUCGCCGUUGACCGAGGCAGCUGUGAAACCACCGUCUCUCCUCCAGGAAUAGACUGUAUACUCCAUCUGAGAAGAGCCUGGCCUUUGCAGCCAUGCUGAUGUAUGAUUACCCUCUGAAGACAGACAUGGAGACGUCAUUCUACUCUUCAUUAAUGAAAACCCCAGAGCCUUACGGAAUGAUCUUCCCCCAUCCCGCCCCGCUCUACCACCCGCACAUGCAUGCCUUUACCCAGUCCCACACCCCCAGCAACUCCACGCACACCCAGCUGGAGCCAGUGGACCUUUCACUCAGCAAGCGCUCCUCCUCCACCUCCUCUUCCUCAUCCCCUCCUUGCUCCUCCCCGGCCUCCUCACGCAGCUCUCCGCCUUCUCCUUGUGGCUCAGUGUGCCGUGCCUCCCCCCGGUCCUCCCCUCUGCGCUCCUCACCCUCCCACAUUCUCCCGCCGCCCACUUCCUCACUUCCUUACCCCACUAUGGUGGGUCCUCUGAUCAGCUCGAGUUCUGGAGUAAUCCAAGGGUCAGGGGUCAUGGUGUCUCCAGUCAUGGUGCCUCUGUCUGUCCUAUACCCCUCAUCUCUACAUCUACACCAGCCGAUAAUGGUGAGCCCGCCUGUCAUCAGUGAUGAAGACCAUCAUCGAAGCAGGGAGCACAAGACGGUUCACUGUGCAAAGCCCCUGGAGCUGCGAGGUGACAUCCACAACUUGCACAAGCCGAUUAAAACGGAGCCCCGUCCUGAGCUCAUUCACGCCCCCCACAUCAGCCAUGAGUUUAAAUCAUCAGUAAUCCGGAUACCACAUGAAUAUGAGGGAAACAACCCAUCUGUAAUAGUCCAUUCAGGCUCAAAGCAUCCUCUCCCUGCUGACUCACCUGACUCGCUGAAAAAACGCCGAAUUCAUCGCUGUGACUUCAGCGGCUGCAACAAAGUGUACACCAAGAGCUCCCACCUCAAGGCGCACCGCAGGACACACACCGGUGAGAAACCUUACAAGUGCAUGUGGGAAGGCUGCACGUGGAAGUUCGCCCGUUCAGAUGAGCUGACAAGACACUUCCGCAAGCACACAGGAGUCAAGCCGUUCCAGUGUCCUGACUGUGAACGCAGCUUCUCCCGCUCUGACCACCUGGCUUUGCACAAGAAACGCCACCUCCUGGUCUGAAACAGUGCUGUGAGCAGCUUUAGAGUAACUUGGUGCUGGUUUCAACGUCGGACUAUACCACUUUGAGGUUUUUUUAAGAGCUGGCCUUAAACAUUGGACUCCAUCAGCGAGUGGGGAAAUGUUCCUCAGGGUUAGGGUUAGACCCUUUCACCUCAUGAGCCUGAAUAUGAGCUGGUAUCAGCAUGUGACUCAACCACCACCCAACAUCAUCUCUGCAGGUCAGCUCAGUUUGACAAUAGGAUAGAAAUUUGCAUUUUGUACGAGACCUGUGUGGAAGAUCCGGACACUUUCUAACGAGAGGCUCCAUCCUCUCAGCUGGCCUGAGAGCAUCAGCCUCUUGUGGCCACAGAAUCAAACUGCAUUGACACCCACUCUGUUUAAGCUGCACAACAUGCUCAAGCUUCUUUUUGCAAUAUCAGCUCUCUUUUCUUUGCAUGUAUGUGAAUUUUAACACACACACAUACACACCUGCAUAUAGUCAUAUCUUACUAUUGUUGUGAGGACACUUAUUGACAUAACCCAUUCCCUAGCCCCUUGCCUUAAUCUUAAUAAUCACAACUAAAUGUCUAAUCCCAACCCUAACCCUAAAUUAAACCUAAUUCAAACCACUGACUGUAUAUAUAUAAUGAACAUAGCAUCACCCCUUCCCUCUAUUAUAUAAAAAUGAAGCCAAAAUACCAUGAAUACAGAGGCUGCCAUCUUGCUUUUGUGCAACCAAAUUCUGCGCAAUCAAUCAAAGCUGUCAAAUAAUCAAAAAUAUACUUUUUUCAUAUCAUCAAAUAACUUAAUAAAAACAAACUGUACUAUAACAUUGACCACUUGUAUACACACCAAGCAAGCAAAAUAGAAACAAACAGCAGUAGAAAACACAGUAACAUGUACCAAAUGGAAUAAAUCUAAAUGGGCAGCAGUUUUAACACACAGUAAAACAGGUACCCUACUCAGUGCCAGAGAGGAACGCCUUCCUAUAUGAGUUUUAAGGAGAAAGCGAAAUGCUACUAAACCUGAGGCUGACAGAAUAUCAAGGCUGUUCCAUAGGUUAGGAGACAUCGCUGCAAAAUCUCGAUCACCAGCAGAUUUAAGUCCAGUCCUAGGCACAACCAAAUGAAGUAGGUCAAUGGAUCUAAGAGAUCAGAAGUGUUCAGAAAUAUGUGAAGGAGCCAGACAAUGCAUUGUGACAUCAGUGUGAUAAUAUCAACCAAAAACCACAGAAGUGACCUCUGGUUAAAAAA